Contarinia nasturtii (swede midge) is the source of this 1142-nucleotide messenger RNA. RefSeq lists its product as uncharacterized. The coding region runs from base 399 to 815 and encodes 138 amino acids. Lineage: Eukaryota; Metazoa; Arthropoda; Insecta; Diptera; Cecidomyiidae. The transcript has 4 exons. The record is from RefSeq and is a predicted model, not a curated record.
GCCGACGAUGACUGGGGAAAUAUGAUCUGUUUGUGUGUAUUUCCGAAGGACAAUUCUGUGGCUGAGAAUAAACGUAAAUGUGAUGAUACGUUGGAAAAUUCCACGGCCAAAACUAAACGAAUAGAAAGCCGUUUGAAAUGCACUGAUUUGAUUGUACUUGGACUGCCAUGGAAAACAACCGAGGAAAGAGUACUUCAGCACCAUCGGUGAGGUGUUAAUGGUGCAAAUUAUAAAGGACCUACGUACUGGCCAAUCGAAACGCUUUGGCUUCAUUAGAUUUGCUUCAUACGAAGGCCAAAUGAAGGCACUAUCAUGUACCCACUUCAUCGAUGGGCGUUGGUGUGAUGUUAAAGUCAAUAAUAUGAACAAUAUGUUAAAGAAAUAAUUACAACAAUAAUAUGCCACCAUCCGGUCCAAUGCAUCAUAGCAACAACUGGAAUCAGAGUCGUGGAAAUAUUGACAUGCCAAAUCUGCAAUCCCUUGGAAUAAACCCAAACGGACAAAAUGGACCACCUAAUCAAGGCAUGAACAUGAAUCCGGUAGCUAUAUCACCCGCUAUAGUAGCAGCCCUUAAUCAAUGGGGAUUAGCCACCAUUGGCAACAUGAAUCAAAAUCAAAAUCCAGAUCAGAAAUAUGACAACUAUAAAGGAGGAAAUAAACCAUGGUCACGGAAUAAUGGACCUUCACAAGACAACCACAAACCACAUUUUCUUCAAAUGCAUUUGAAAUCAUCUACUUCAUUAUUCAUUUUUAAUUUAGUUCUUAUGCAAACAUACUGUUUGUUUCACCUGAAACAUCAAUUAUGUUAUUAUUGAAUUAAAUGAUACAUACUUUCAUCGGAUCUAUGCGAAAAAACACACAAUAUGAACGGUAUAAAUAUAUAUUUAUACCAGAACCUUCGUAGCACCGUGGAUACGAAAUGUUCGAUUGAUCAAACCCAUUCACAAAAAGAUCUUUCGGGGAUUUUUUUUUUUUCAAAUAAUUAAGCUAAUUUUAGAAAAUGUGCAUGUGCUGAGACGUAAAUUAAAAUAAAAUAAAACUAAAUAAACUAGAAACGUAUAUUCAAAUUGUAAAAGGAGAUCUUAUCCCUUACAACAAAUAUUGUAUUUAAUAAUAAACUGAUACAUGUAACAAGACAAAAA